Molecule: messenger RNA, 552 nt
Organism: Aegilops tauschii subsp. strangulata
Lineage: Eukaryota; Viridiplantae; Streptophyta; Magnoliopsida; Poales; Poaceae
Source: RefSeq, a predicted model, not a curated record
AUGGCUGAUUGCCCUCUCUGGCAAAAGGGCUCAAAGAAGAAGAAAUCUAGCAGAUAUGAUGACUCCGAUGACAAAAGGAAGAAAUCCUCAAAGUCUUCAUCAAAAUCUUCAUCGCGCAAGAAAAGCAGUUCUGGUAGAGCUCGUGCAGUCAUUGCGAAGGAAAUGGAUUCUGAGGAAGAAUCUGAUCAAGAGGAAGCUGAGAAAUUUGAGGAGUCAGACUCUGGAGUGGCGAGCCUAGCUCUCGCUACUGAGUUCAUCAACAAGUCCAUCUUCAACCUUGAAGACAAUGGUGACUCCACCAACAACGAGGAUUGUGCUGAUGACUGCACUCCCACCUAUUGCUUCAUGGCAAGAGGUGCAAAGGUAACCUCACGAGAAGCUUACUUUGAUACUUCCAGUGAUGACGACUCUAAAUGUGAAGCAAACCCUAGCUAUAAGAAAUUGGCUAAAAUUGCAACUGAACAACAAACUGCUAUGGAAAAGAUGGAAAAAUUGCUAGACAAAAGUGAUGAUCUCUUAGAUGAGGAAAUGGAUCAUAGUCAAGCUCUGUAA